This is a messenger RNA of Cyprinus carpio (common carp), 2458 nucleotides long. Its product is annotated as porphobilinogen deaminase-like. The coding region runs from base 160 to 1245 and encodes 361 amino acids. Lineage: Eukaryota; Metazoa; Chordata; Actinopteri; Cypriniformes; Cyprinidae. The transcript is spliced from 13 exons. Gene Ontology annotation, molecular function: hydroxymethylbilane synthase activity. The record is from RefSeq and is a predicted model, not a curated record. Gene Ontology annotation, cellular component: cytoplasm. Gene Ontology annotation, biological process: heme biosynthetic process.
GACUUUUAUUGUGAAAUUCAGACUUUACGGAAAUUAUACUCAACCUGUUACCUGUAACAGUUCAAAACACUUCAAUAUUUUCUCCUUUACCAAUCAUGAAUGAGAAAUUACUUUCAUUUCAACAAGAUCAGCACUAAAUAACUAGGAUCAUCUUACAAAAUGUCGGAAAAGACAAACCUACUACAGGAUGCUGAUGGCAAAGUCAGCAGGGCGAUCCGUGUUGGCACCAGAAAAAGCCAGCUGGCUCGGAUUCAAGCAGACAGUGUUGUAGAGAAACUCAAGGAGUUAUACCCUGAUGUUCAUUUUGAAAUAGUGGCUAUGUCAACAACAGGAGAUAAAAUUCUUGACACAGCUUUAUCCAAAAUUGGUGAAAAGAGUCUCUUCACAAAAGAACUGGAAAAUGCUUUGGAAAAAAAUGAGGUGGACCUGGUGGUGCACUCUUUGAAAGACUUGCCAACUGUUCUUCCUGAAGGCUUCACUAUAGGAUCUGUGCUGAAGCGAGAAAACCCCCAUGAUGCUGUUGUCUUGCACCCCAAACAUAAAGGCAAAUGUCUACAAUCUCUAGCCAACAAGAGGGUUGUAGGUACCAGUUCUCUUCGCCGGGCUGCCCAACUAAAGAAAAGAUUUCCUCAUCUGGAGUUUAAAGACAUUAGAGGUAAUCUCAACACUCGUCUAAAGAAGCUGGAUGAAAAGGAUGACUUUUCAGCCAUCAUUUUAGCAGCAGCUGGUCUUCGGAGAAUGGGCUGGGAGAAUCGCAUCAGCCAGAUCCUUGGGCCUGAUGACUGCAUGUAUGCAGUUGGACAGGGUGCUCUGGCAGUCGAAGUGAGAGCUCGAGACCAGGACAUCCUGGAAAUGGUGUCAGUGUUAAAUGACUCGGACACUGUGUUGAGAUGCAUCGCGGAGAGAGCCUUCCUCAAACACCUGGAAGGGGGAUGCAGUGUUCCAGUUGCUGUUUACACUGAAGUUAAGAAUUCACAGCUCUACCUGACUGGAGCGGUGUACAGUCUCGAUGGUUCAGACAGUCUGAAAGAGACCAUGCAGACAAGCAUCAGCUCUGACAAUCAGGCUGAGGAACAGGAGAAGGUUGAUGAGAAGGUGCAGCGUGUGAGUAUCACUGCUUUAAAGGUGUCAGAGGCACCCCAGGACGCCGCAGUGAAGUUAGGAGUGGACCUCGGAAAUCUGCUGCUCAGCAAAGGGGCCAAAGAGAUACUGACUGUAGCCAGACAGCUUAAUGAUGCGCAAUAGGUGUAUAAUAGUCCAUAUUUGUAGCUGAAGACCAACCACCCCUUCCAGAAGUAUUUUUAUAGAUUUCAAUGUCAACAAGUGUUAUAGUGUCAUCCUAUAACCUUUAUAUUUUGUUUGUUAUUAAGAUAUUGGUUAGUAUUUCACAGAAAACUUUUCUUUGUAUUUACUGGAGUUUAAUGAAGGUUAAUGUGCAGUUACUACUUAAAUCAGACUUGCAGUAUGAUGCAUAGUAAUAAUGUAUAAUUAAUCAUAAUUAUAUUUGCUCUCAUUUUAAGCCAUGAACAUGCAAUCAUGCCGUUUAAGAUGGUGUGUGUUGUAUCUAAACACAUGCUUAUUUGAAACUUGAAUUAUUCUGGGGUGUAUAUUUUCUGGAGCUGCUUGAAGUAUCAUCUACAUUUUACCUCCACCAACUCUGGUUAUAUGCACAUGUGAAUGUAUACAGCAUAAUAACCUGUGAACCACUACAAAACGUUUUUGUAUGAUUGAGUCCGCUGUUUCUUUUUUUUCCGUAGAUGGAGGGUUUGAUAGUACAAUGUUUUUCAUCUCAGACAUUUGCCACUGAUAUAUUUUGUGCAUUUGUUAAAUGUUGUCAUUGAAUCUUUUAAACUGAAUCUAACAUCAGUGCCUGAAAAUUUUAAAUAUCACCUCUGGAAAUAUCUUUGUGUAUUAACUUUAUUCUGAUGAAGAUGUUAUUUGUAUGGAGUUUGUAAGCAGUGCCUGAGCCUUUUCAUUUACUCCUCUCAAAUUCAUACAUGUCCUUACUUUAUUUAUUUGGCUAAAUGUAUUUUAGCAUCCUCUUGUGCCUGCAUUUGUAUGAUAAAACAUGAUCAAACUUAGCCAGUAUUCUGACAACAGUAUUCUGUUGUAGUAUUCUGAAAUACCAUUUUAUUUUAUUAUUAUUUUUUGGUUGGUUGGUUUACAGCCAUAGUUUAACUCAUACCAUGUUGAAUCAGUGUGAGCAUAUGCAAGAUUCUUUGAAUGUAACGAAAUGAUUGAAUUCUAUAAAAUACAUUCAGUUCUUAAUUUUAGUUGAGUUUUAUGGCCAUUUCAGAGUCAGGGGUGUAAACUCUGAAUACUUGAUAGCAUUGAUAUUAUUUGUCACAUACAUAAAACAGCACAUUUUGUAAGUUUGGAGGUUUUAAGAGCGAGAGAGUUAUUUGGUUAUACGAACUAUAUUUUCCAGUUCCAAAUAAAUCAAGCAGUAUAUAUGCAA